Messenger RNA from Xyrichtys novacula (pearly razorfish), 19024 nucleotides. NCBI's taxonomy places the organism in Eukaryota, Metazoa, Chordata, Actinopteri, Labriformes, Labridae. The record is from the annotation of a GenBank genome assembly.
ACUCACCUCCCCCCUCUCUCCGGCAGUGGUUCGCUCCGCACUCUCCAGCUGAUCGGCCCAGGAUUCCCCGGUGGCUCCGUCCGUCGUUUGGCUUUGACGGCUCGUCUCGACGUCGAUUUAAACUGUUUUAAUUCCACGGAGUCAGGGGCCGCUCGUGUCGGCAAAACGCUCCCACUAUCGUGAAACUGUCACGGAUAAUCUUGCCAGGGUAUUGACUCUGUACUUGUCAAAGCCAGGGGAUCUUAACGCAAAUACGAGGCCCACAGUCCAUCCCCGGAUUCACCUGCUACACGGAGAGCUUCACACGGGAGAUACCGACAUGGGGGACACGGGGAGCGAGGGCAGCAAGCCCCCGAGUAACGUGAACGUGAUACCCCCGCGCUGCCCCUGUGGCUUCUGGGGGUAAGACGAAAGUUUACUCCUUGAAUUGCUUUCUUUCUUUCUUUCUUUCUUUCUCUGAUAACAGCUAGCUGAGUCGCUAGCCACUAGCAUUAGCAGCUCAAACAGGGAUGAGCUGCUUUUCUUGUUAUUACCCCCUCCCCAUUGUUUUGUAGCACUAGCUGCUCGCUAACACCAGCUGGCCUCGGCAACCUUCACAUGUACAGGUACUGAGCUGGCUAAGGGUGCGGGAUAAGCCUCCCAGGUAUUGACACAGGUGUGACAACGUUGACUAAAUGGCUAAUUUCAAAGUAUUGAGUGAAAAUAUAGAGCACUUUGAUGUUAAAACUCUAGAUAGUGGUGUUUUUACAUGAUCUCGACUUGGUAGAAACUAGCAUUGGUUAGUUUUUAUCGAUUACAUCGAUGUAUGUUUAUUUUUGAAAACCUAAUGGGUGUUGUUCAUGUUGGCUACAGGGGUGUUUUUAUAUUUAAAUACACUCUUUAUUUUUCGUCCAACAAAUUAUUAUACUAUUAUUUCAUUGUCAAGUGUUUUUAAUCUCAUGCCUAAUACCUCUUUUGCUGUCAGGAGUGUUUGGAGACAAUGCGUAAAUUUAGCCGAGCACAAGGAAGUCAAGAUGAAGCAUACAUAUUAGGAGCUUUUAUGACUAUCAGUGGCUUGCUCUCAUGGUCUUGAAAUCUAAUGGAAUGCUAAUUUCUUUAACCAAGGAAUUUACCGACUACUUAGAUCAGGGGUGGGCAAUUAAUUUUUACAUGGGACCACAUGAGAAACCUGAACUGUGUUGAAGGGGCCGAACCAACAAUAACUUCAACUUCAAAUCAGGGGGGGUUCACACAUACAGAAAAGCCCAAAUAAGCAACUACUGGUAAAAACAUGCCUAACAAAAGCGCACCCAUGCCUCACGAGUUUUACAAGCGACUUCUGAGAGAAACAAGCUUAAAGUCUUUUAUAAUAAGUGGACUUGGCAAUUCUAAGGCGUCUACGAAUAUUUUGCCGAUGUUUAAACUUGUCUCUGUUCACGAAUGCAGAUCUAGGAUGUACGCACGUGUCCAAACAGAAAUAAAACAACUGCUAUGUUUUUCUAAAUAAAAGCAACACAAUUUCAUAGCAUGUUGAUGAUUUGAUUGACGGAUCUCACGAAGGGCCGGGCAGGGACAUCCAAAGGGCCGGAUGUGGCCCAGGUCUGACUUAGAUUGAGACAAUAUUUUUUUACAUUCAGAAUCACUAACUGACCAAAUACAACUUUGUCCAUUGUUGGAGCCAAACAUGAAAUCUAAUUAAAAUAAUGAAUUUAAUUUAUGAUAAACUAGUUAAAGGAAAGAAUAUUAAUUUAAAGCUUGUAUCAAUUUUCUUGCCUGCCUAAUUGCUAAUAAUUUUAGUCCUCAUUUCAAUUGAAGUAAUUAGUAAAAGGUAAAAGGACUAAAUUGACCGUAAUUUUCUCCUGCUGCCCAUCCCUAUGUACGGAAAAGGUUGUCGACUGCAAAGAGCAGGGACGCCAAUAUAUAGUUACCUUUCUAGUUACCUUUCAUUCACUUUAAUCUGUAAAGUGGCACAUGUAAAUCUUUUAUUUUUCUUGGAAAUGAACGUUGGAAGUGAUGCUGGAUCUGCCGCCACUUUUUGUUUGGACUGCGUGUAUUAGACCCACUCGGCAGUGGUUUUCUUUGGAGACUUAAAGCCACUACACCCAUAGACAGUUAAACUCCAGUUUAACAUUACUAUCAGUGUGCAGAUAAGUUAAUACACUGUGGUCAAUACAAGGGCAAGUGAGACAAUGUUUGUCAUUUGCAUAAACAUUCAACACUGUUUCAGCCAUCACACAGUACUCUCCUUUUCAAACAGUACAAGAAAGGAGACGUUAGACAAUAAUGUAUUGGAGAGCACAAAGGACUUUUGUUCGAUAAGAAUAAGGUUGUAACAUACACUAACAGUAGAUUUGUAGUAUACAUUUGCAGCAGUUACAGAUAAACUAGAUAUGCAGUAUAGAAAUGAAUGAUACAUGGAAAAGAGGGUGAAUAGACAAUGACAAUAGAUACUUCACAUUUCCCCGCUUGCAUUUUUGUUGUACUUAACAUGCUCACCUGAUUUGGUUAUCAGAGAUUAACUGCUGUUUAUCAUUGUUUGCAUUUGGUGGGCUAACCCAAAACAAGCCAACUUACAUUUUAAAGCCAAACACCAAUUGGGGUUUGCUGAAAAAGUUUGAAAACAUUUUGGGACAUUAUUUACACUUAAAAAACUUUUCUCAUGCCAAGUUGUAAAGGCCAGAAGCUGUCAGUCACCCAGGCCAUUAAGGGAGAUUUGUCUUUCCAUGUAGCACAUCACCUGUUUGAUUUUCCUUUAAUAUUCAAACAAGAGCCAGUUUCAUGCAUUUGAGUAUCUCAUUUGUUCAGCAUAUCUGUGGAAUUCAUCUGCCUGGAGGUAGGAGUUAGCUAAAAGACAAAUUCAGUCCCCAGAUCUUCCUGUCAAUGAUGGUACUUUUCCAAUGAACAUUAAAAAAAAAUCCCAGCUGGGUUUUCGAUAAAGGAAAAAUGACUAAUUUGAUCAGAGGUCACAUGGGUUUCAACUGUCUGUGUAUAUAAAACAAUUACAUCUUUGUAAAACAAGAGCCAAAAAUCCACAUUUACUCUCAAAGGUACUUGAUUCAAUGCUUGAAAUGUUCCUCACACCUACAGUAGUCUGGUAGAAAACUGUGAUGAUGUGUUAUAAUUUUGUAGUGAUAGAAAUGAAAUUCACAGCCUCCUUUAGACCAAAUACAACAGCUAGAGCAGACAGUGUAUUUUGUUUUUAAACCGAUGUAAUCAGAGCUGCUGUUAUUUUGUUAAUGACUCAGUGAUGAAGUUGGUUUUCUACUUUUAAAAAACUCGGUGGUUCAGUUCUGGCUUAUUCUUGGGCAAGAAUCUGACCCCAAACUGCUUCUGGUGGUACAUGCAUGUGAAUGGGAUUAGCUAACAUUGACAGUCACUCAGCAUAGCACCUUCUACCAUUAACAAAUGUGUGUGUGUGAAUGAUAUUCAAUGUAAAAUGACUCAAGCUGUCUCACUCUCAAGACUUGAGAAGCAGGAUGUAAGUACAUUUACCUUUAAUUAAUCCAUGCACCGUAAUGACUUAAUAUCAUACAACCCCGUAGAUUGUAUAUCAAAUUAAAACCUAGUGUCUGGGUCUGAAACGUUGACCCUUGAGUGCCUUAAACCUGAAUUCCCAAAUGAGCAACAGGGGAUUUCUACACUGGUUCCAAAAACAAACACAACAACAACAACAAAAUCCAGAUUUUGUUAAACGUUUCUGCAAAUAUGCUGGUAUCUCAUCUGAUAAAUCACCUCGGUAAUUUUCCCCCUGAACAAGACUUUCCUGCUUACGGGCUUUGUUGUGAAAUGUAUGGGGGACCUUGAAUCACCCGCUGGACAAGACAUCUAUUAAAUCAUGUCAUUGGGCUCAGCUUAAAAAAACUUGUCCUGGUAGUGAGUUGUUUUGUGUGCUGCAGACUUGUCAUCAUGAUGUAUGACGACACUUUUAACAUACUUCCUUCAGGUCAGGGCGCUCACUUGUCACUUAUCUCUUUCAUGCUGUUCGACCUCCGCUUUUGUCUUUCUGCUUCAAACGUUGCUCUGAAGAGACGCAUCCAGGUGCGCUAUGUAGGACUGUGAUUGGUGCUCUGUGGCUCAUGAACCAUAAUUGUUCCUGACAUUUAGAAAGAGAUGGCUACUUCUACUUCCUUUUUUGAUUUCUCACUGAGAGCAGAAGACCUGAUUGUCUCAAAGUGAUCUUUGACAGGGGAGCCAGAUAAAAUGACUUUGCUCUUUUUUCAAACCUAUUUAUUGAAGCGACUUCUCUAGCUGUAGAAGCUGAUCUUAUCGGAAAGUUUGUCAGACUUAAAUUUACAACUUAUUUAGCCUGAUAAAGUUUCUACAACAAGGCGAGGUUGAAGAGGAGGAGACUGUAAAAGAUAAACCAGAUUUACAGCGGGAUUUAGUCAUCAAUUCAUCAUUCUUCAACUCACGCAGUGAAGGUUUUUGUUUUCACAGGAGCUUAAUUUCAUCAUGCUGUAACUGAUGUCAGGCUAGUCUUCAGUCUGCUUGAGCAGUUGUGUUUGCCUGUUGCAUUCCUUGUCCUUACAGGUGUGGAUUGUUUGUGUUGGUCUUUGUUAGUUGUGCGAAUGUUUUGGCGUGGCUCAGUGUCAGGGCUGUGUCAGGUGGAGCUUAACUUGGAUUUGUCUGUCUCGCACUGUAAAGUGAAUGCAGUCUUGUAUCUCUGUUAUACACUUAUACUCAGGCUUGUUGUACAGUGUAAAUUACUUUGAAUCCAUUUCGUUUGCCUACUUUCAGAAGGGUUAUGUACAUUAAUUCAGACCUUUUUAUUGUUUUCAAAAACUGUUCUGUGUGUUUGGUGUUUCAAGUAAGCAGAGUGUAGGAAACACGAGAAAGGUCAAAAUGAUGUAAAAUUCAAACUUAAGCACUAUCAACCUGCUUUAAAAUUUCUGAAAAGAACCAAAAAGAAUCCAAUUUUCAGCUAAAUGAUUCAGCUUUAUUGCUCAACCAAUUGGUAUAUUUUAGUGGCCUUAUAUUAGAAUCAGUCAUCAAGCAUACACAAGAUAACAGGACAGGAUAAAGUUACAUCCUGGAUCUUUAUUCAUAAGGAAUGCCAGUGUACUUUUUCUCUGUCCAACUCGCUGUUGGACUUUAGUUUCAAGAGAUCCUGGCUUUUACUUUACAAAAGAUACAACCCAGAGAUCUUCCUACUGGUUGAUAUUAGACAAAAAAUACCCUCAAGUUGAAAAACAAAACCAGUCCCUGAGUUAGCUCUGUGUUUUUCAACGCAGCUAGAGAAGACGGGUCAACUUUUGUUUGAAUUCAUCACAAGAAAAGUAGCUUCAAACUAGGGCUGGGACGAUAUGCUUUUCUCCUGAUUCAAUUCUUCUACGAUUUUUUGGAUGCCGAUUCGAUUUAAAGUGCCAUUCUACAAUAUUGUCGAUUUUCUUUAUUUUUAGUCAGCAUUUUUAACACCAGUGAAACAGUUGAACGAUUAUGAUUGUCUACUGACUACUCCAGGAGCAAAUAUUUCCCCAAAAAAUACACAUUACAUGUAAGUCAUAGAAAAAAAACAAAAUGAUUUUUGAACAAAAAAAUCGAUUUAAAAAUCGUCGUGUAAAAAAAUGCGAUACUUAUGUGAAUUGAUAUUUUCUCCCACCCUUACUUUAAACUGUGUAUCACAAGGUGAACACAACUUUGUCUGAUAUGGUUUAUUAAAAAACGACUUGAUUUUAACGCCUCUGUCAGGAAUUUUAAGUUUGCUUCAACUUUGGCGUCCCCUUCAGAGGAAGGAUUCUUGACUUAUUCUAUCCUCCACAUGCUAAAGUCGUGUCAUCUCACAAUCUCACCAUGUACCGUGUAUUUAGAAUAUCUAAUGCAAUCUUUGUAAAAACCAGGGUUGUUUCUUCAGCUGCUUGACUGACUCCUUCCUCUAACACCAGUUUCAGGUGUUAAAAAUUUCAAUGCCAAACUUGUUGCCAGUGGUCUUGUCUGCUUUCCUACAUCAUAAAAAGACAUCAAUAUGAAUCUCAGUCUAUUUAAUAAACCUAAAAAAAAUCACAGAAGCUUGAAGUGAGAUCAGAAUUCUUACAUUUUUUACAGGAGGAAAAAUGACAAAGAGCUCAGUCUAUAGAAAAUUAGCUUCAUUGGUGUCAACCUGGUAAUUUGAACCUGUGAUGAAAAAGCUGAAGUGUCUUUUUGUGCUCUCAAUUCUUUGUUCCUAUUGAAGGGCCCUAAACUUCUGAACCUGUUAAAAGUGUGAAUGCAGAACAAUGAUCUCUACUCACUCCUUUUGACACCAAGUUCACCUGAGCUUUUCUCUCUUGCUGUUUUAUUACACCAGAUUACAUUUCUGCAAGAACUAGUUCAUCUCUAUGUGGGUUACUGAGCUGCUGUGAAUUUUCUCUGUGAACAGAAAAGACUUUUGACUGUAUUAAGGAAGUGAUUUUGAAUUGAACUGCUCAUGUCCCUCUAAAAGCAUCACCGUGGCGACACAGCCCUUCUUCCUGUCUCUUCUAAUCACAUGUUCUCAUUAGUAACAGCAGUGGGCCGUCUGUGCAAACAUCACCCAGCCCAACUAGCAUUCAUUUUCUUUCCUACACGUUUCUUCCUCACCCUUUCUCACCCCUUUUUAUUUCCUUGAUUAAACAGUGAUUAGAUUACCUCUGAUUCAUCACACUGACAACAGGAUAUGACCGGUUGUUUAGCCAGCAUCAGCUUCCUCUCUGUCUGUUUCUCAUGAUGAGCUCUCUCCUCCUCUUCCUCCUUUUUUCUUUUUAUACCCUUCAGCACAUAGCAGCAGUCUGACAAGCGCGACUCGGGUUGACUGCAGCUGACCCUACAUUUAGAAAUGAGGACAAAGGUGUGCAACGAAGCACCCAAAAUAAAUAGAAUGUGACUGAUAGCGGUGACCGUCACGCUCAGUGUGUAGACGGUAAGGACGGAGGCGGGAGAGGAAAUGAGAGGAGCCCUCUCUGAGGAAAGCCAGAGCCAUCUGUUGUAAAAGAGUUGUGUCACUGAAAUCAGCGAGGCCUCAGUGAUCAUCUCCAUAAACAGGGCCAUCUCACAUCAAAGAUCUUCAUCCGUGAUUAGGCUUGGGAAAGUAUGUGGAGGUAACGGUGGGAUUUUUUUCCAUUGAAAUACAUGAAUGAUUCAGCUGAUAGCAGCUUCGGUCCCUGGUAGAGAGGGCAAGUUAAUGAGCUCUGUAAUUUCCUCCAUUUUCCUCCUGCUCAAAUGGCAGCUCUGUUUGCCUCUAACACACUGAAUAGGACCCUCAUAUAUUUAUAUAAAAUCAUCAGCUCUAAGUACACUGCUGCCACAUUUUACAGAAUUAAAGCUCCUAUUAGAAAAAUUAUAUCUAAUGAAUGAACAGAUAUAUGUAAGGGGUGCAGAUGGCCUAGUGGUCUGAGCACGCCAUGUUUAGAGGCUAAUAUAUGGGUAACAUAGAUUAGAUUAGACCAGUGGUUCUCAAGUCCAGUCCUUGAGCCCCCCCGUCCUGCAUGUUUUGGAUGUUUCCCUGCUCCAACACACCUGAUUCAAAUGAUCAGCUCGUUAUUAAACCAUUACAGAGCCUAAUAACGAGCUGAUCAUUUGAAUCAGGUGUGUUGGAGCAGGGAAACAUCCUCUUUUUAUCCUCUUUUUGGUCUCUAAAUAGCUGCACAAGCAUAGCUCAAAAAUAACAUUAGUUUGUUCAGUUUAUUCAAACGUGACAUGCUCGCAAACAUAAUUCAACCACAUACCUGCUGACACAUCUUAAGGACAUUCAGCUUGGAGGAGUGUUCAUGGAUUUUAGAUCAAUGCAAGACCUGCUUAUUUCUGUGUCUGUUGAUUGACCGAGUGUUGGUUCUUUCCUUGUAGCACCUGAAGCGGUUUCCCCUCUCAUAACAUGUCUCCAAUGAGCCUCAGUAACCUGUUACAGUCUGCAUGAUGAGUGUGCCUGUUUGCCUGAUAAUGAGACUCAUUUGAUUUAACACUCCUCUUAGAAAAGUAAAAUGUUUAAAGUGUUGUCUUGCAGAUUUUAAGUCUAUUUAUAAGAUUUAUAGAAAAACAAAAACAAAAGUCAUGAGCGUUUUGAACUUCCUUAAAUCACGGCAGCUUUGGAUUUAAUAAAAAAAUAUUCUCAUUCUCAUAAGAAACCUAUCCUCAUCCCUGAUUAACACAUUUUCCUCUUUUCUCUGUUUUUUUUUUUAGCUCCAGCAAAACGAUGAAUCUCUGCUCCAAAUGUUUUGCAGGUGAGUUCCUGUUCCUCUGUGUGUGUGUGUGUUUGUUUGGUUGACUGAUCUUCUGUCCAGCAUGGCGCUCGGAGGGUUUUGGAUGGUGACUUUUUCCUCCUCUAAAGCAGCAUGUUCUAAAAAGGCCUUCAAGUGACACAAAAGUGAACAAACAAGUCUUGUAGAGAAUCUCAGGGGUAGAUUGCAGUGUUUACAGAGUUUUGAACUAGUUUUAAGGACAAGGCAUUUCAGGCUGAAAUUUCCCUUUCUCUCAAGAACUUGUUUGACCUUGCCUUUAUCCUUCAGGAUAUUGAUUUACAUCUUUAUUGAUAUAUCCUUGACAAUAAAGCAGUUUGUUACUCUUUUUGCUUUUCAGAAAUGGAUAUUUUUUUUUUCUUCAUAAACCUUUUAAAACUGUCCUUUUGCUCAGAUCUGAUCAAAAUUUUUUGCUCGAAUCACACGAGUUAGAAUUCAUCCUGAUACAGUCAGCUGUUUGGCAUAUGAAUAGAAAACACCAUCAGUUAACAUCAGGAUUCAACAGAACUGUGUCUGUGCAUCUAAAGGGAAUUGAGUCUCCUUUUUGUCACAGUAGUUUGGUCGUUUGUGCAACCUUAAGGUCUUUUCACAUCGGGACCGUUUUUGUCAUGCAAUUAUUUCGGAGGUCAAUAUUUUUUUUCUAACCUGUAUCCUGUCAAUUCAAGCGUUCACAUCAGCGACGUUUUCCCGUCCUGCGAUAUUGUGACAUUUAUUUUUUUCGGAUCACGGUCGAUUUUUCUAAAGUUUCUCAUACUGUGUGUCCACUUCUGACCAAUCAGAUUGUGUGUUGUUGCGACGUCUGAUUCCCCGGUAUAUCCAACAUGGCCGACCGGCUGAUUGUUUAUGUGUCGGAGAACAGAGGGCUUUUUGAUAAAAGACACAAACAUCACAAAGAUAACAACCUGAAGGACAACAUAGCGUCGGAUUUCUCAUAUGACGAUGGUUUGUGUGCUUUAACAGUUUGCUAAGCGCCUUUGUUUUAACUUUCAUCUGUGCUAACGUAAGCUAACGGUUGUUACCAUAGUUUCAUAUUCUUAUUUUACCGCCUCUGAUUGGCUAUAAGUGCUGACCAUUUGGCAUGAGCGUGUGAUGACUGUUCCAGCUUUUCUAGCCAAUCAGAGGUGAAGGAGGCGGGACUUUCCCCAGGAAAAGUCUUCCCCAGUAUGCGCCCCCCCCCCGGAAAGUCGCAAAAUCGCAUUGGGCCUGAUGUGUAUAGGUGCGCCAAAAUUCGCCUCCAAAUAUUUCGUGAUUUCAUGUUCUAUAUCCGCAUCGGCCCCGGUGUGUAAGGACCUUUAUCCUCAAAAGUUUGCUUUCAAACAUGCUCACAAAGAUGCACAGAACCCACAUCUUUCCUUUGUUUUUGUUUUUUUUUUUGUUUUUUUUUAAACAGACAUUCAGAAAAAGCAACCAGAUGAUGAUUGUGCUCCAAAAGCCUCUUCCAGCUCUAGCAGCAGCCAAACAGACAUCUUUUGUAACGAAACAAGCAGCAGCAUCAGCCAGUCCCUAAUACCGAUGCCCAACACAUCAGAGGAGCCUUCGCCAGGAGAGGCAGGAGCAACGUCUCUACCUGCUCAGGAGGGUAAGACAGCAGUGGAUAAGUAAGAAACACACUUUAUUAAUUAACAUAUCAGAACAAACUAUGUGAGGGGUAGGACUCCUCAGUUGUUUCUGCAAAGUUAGAAGAGAACUCUGAGACACAAGAUAUAUGCGAUCAAAACUUCUCCACCGUGAAGUUUUCUUGCCCAGGACAUGUUUCUGAAGAAUGCAGUCACUAGAUUGUGCCAAAGGAAGCAGCUGCAGUGCUCCUAUCCUGGCUAUAUUUGUCCUCAUGGCACAGAUAGAAAGAAUAAUAGCAAAGGGUAUCCAUUCAGAAGUGAAGGUUUUAAGAGGACAUCCACAACUGCCAGGGCAUCGGUCAUCGCGGCACAGUGACAAGGUUAUUUGUGGAGGCUGAUUCAGGACAGAGCAAUAAAGCAGCAACCUAACGCAUGUGUGGACGUGUACACACACAGAGCUGCUCCUCUGCCUCCAGAGAAUACUGAUUUCUAGUUGGCUGAAAGCUUUUCUCAUAUUUGGCAAUGUUUUUUUUUGAUACCUUAGAGACUGAACAAUUAACAAUGUAGUCGAGAAAAGUCGUCUUUUGUUCUGAUGCUUAGUGGAAAAGAGCUAAACAGUAUCAGAGCAGCCUGCAGAUGACUCCCGAAAACUUUUAGUCUCAUGCUGUUAGUAUUUCAUACAAUGUUCUUUUGUGGGUAACCUAAAUAUCAAUUAAUCUGUCAGUCAGUUAAUCACCAUUUUACAAGUUUGUGCAUUUGUGUUAUAGAUGCUGUAAACCUUGAAGAACUUUUUCUAUAGUUUUCUAUAAUCAGUAACACUAACCAGGGCUCGACAGUGAGACUGUUUUACUUGCAUUUGCGACUACAAAUAGAUGUGUGCGAAUCGUAAAAUGUAUUUAGGGGCACAUGUGCGCAUAAAAAAAAUCAGCCAAGGCAACAAAUGUGUUUUCAUGUAAAUAACGCGGUGAAGUUAGUUUUAGGUUGGAUAUUCGGCGGACAUUCACUGCGGCUCUACCAGUGUCCUCUCACUCUCAAUUAUCAGGAAUGGCAGCAGCAGCACAGUUAAAUCUACUCAGCACCCUCACUGUCAACGUCAGUUGUUGACCAUCAAUAAAUUACCAGUUGAUGUUCUUAAAAGAGGCUGUUUUCCUUCAAUAGCUUCCAUGUCAUGUGACCAAUUGACCUAAAAUUGAUUUCAAAUAAUAGUACUUAUGUCAGACAGUAAGACACACUUCUUUGUUUCCCUAAUUUGUCCACUAAAAAAUGUUGUGUUAAAUUUAAAGGCAAAUUUUGAACAUUUUCUUGAAUAGCUUCCAUGUCAUGUGACCAAAAGACCUAAAAUUGAUUUCAAAUAAUAGUACCUAUGUCAACCAAUAAGACACACAUUAUUUGAUCAAUUUUCAUUGUGCCCCUAAAGUUCUUUGUGUGCUCCUUACUUUUUCAACUUAAGAGCACUUGACAUAGUGUCAAGCCCUCCUAACUAUGAACUCUAACCUUAAAAGCAUAUCUAUAUAACCUUACAAAUGCAUUUUUAAAGUUUGUGCAGAAGUAUUUCGUGCUCUGUUUUACGUGAAUAAACACCUGGAACAUUCAAUUCUGUUUGAAAAAAAUCGAACAAGUCUUGCAAAUUAAAUAUUAACAACCUCAUGUGCUCUUCUUUCUUCCAUCUCACCCCCCCACCCCCUCCUUUGUCUCUUAUUGUCUCUCUCUCUUUCAGAAGUAUCCAGCACAGACACAGCCUUCAGUUCACUGUCCACUCCCACAAAACGCUCCUUUGAAUCAGGUGUGUGCCCUAACUUUACCAUUGCAUUGUCUGUUAUUGUAUUUUGUGCUCUGCUCUUGUCAUGUCCACUUAAGGCACUGGAGUGUGGGACCCAGUAGCAUUAACAACAUCUGAUUGAUCCAAAGUGGCUAGGUUAAUUGUACAUCCAGUGUGAAACAGCAGAGGGAAGAUACCGGGGACACAAUCUAGUGUUUCUGUCACAGGCAGCAAAUAGAAAGUGGUAACCAGUGAAAACACACAAUACAGACUGUAAAGAACCCAAAAGGAGCAUUAUGAAGCUUUGUAGCAUUGUGUAUUCACAACAAGAUUAACAUUUGUGUAUACAGAUCUAAUCAAGUGUUAUCAGUGUCUUAAAAUGAUUUUAAGUAGGCAGGUAUUAAGUUUUUAAGUAUGUGUUUACCCUUUGGAGCUUCAAGUCUUGGGUGGAAAAAUGCUGCGCGGCACUCAUGUUAACUUGUACCUGCUACCAGGGAAGAGAAGGCUCAGAGAUGGUGUGUGAGCAUGCUGAUCUCAUGUCUAUUCCAGCUGGGUCAUGUUUCAUUUAUCUGCCUCCAUAAAUUAAACCCUGUACAAAGCAGUUCACAGCUACAAUACAAUCUAGCUUUACAAGUCGAAAUAUAUCACUGCCUUAAGUUGCAGUGCUGUUGUCUUUCACUCAGUUGUUUUUCCUUGCUGUUGACUCUUGAUUGAAUCAGUCCUCGAGAUUUAUCAGGAUAACAAAAGGCAGGCAAGGAUGCAACACUUUUUUCCACCAUGCACCUCCACAUGUAGAGAGACACACACUCUCACAUGUAUAUAGGGAUCGAUGCAGCAGGCUGGGGGGAUCUGGCUGCUCAGCCUGGCCUAGUUCUCAGAGAUUUAUUGAGUGCUGAUCAGCAUUCGGCCAGGCCGGGGAAAAAGUCUGCAGGAUUGAUGCGAAAGACUGAGUUAAAAUUCCAGGCGACUACUGAAACUGGCCGUGUGCUCCUCCUGUGGCAGGUGCUGGGUUGGAUGUAUUCUAAUAAAGGAGAGUACUAAUCAGAAAGCAUGUACGUUUUUGAUCAGGCAUUUCUGUUUCAGUUGGCCGGUGUUAGCUGCAGACGUCACUUGAUGUCCCAGUUGAUAAAAUAAAAGCUGUUACUAGAAGCCCUCAGUUGAUUCUUGACAUUUGGUUCAUGCGGCUGUUGUAGGCACUAUAGGUGCUUUUUGGAUUAUUAUGUUGAGAAGCUUCAGCUGAAGGUGGCAGAUAAACUGUAGAAAUCCAGAUUGAUGAAUCCUCUGAUGCGAAUCAAAUUUCUGAUCCUUUUAUGAACUAAAAUUUUUGUGUUUUUCUAACAUCAUAAAAACCUGAGUUGCACUUUCAAACGUUAGAAAUCUCUAUCUUAUGAAAACUCAUUAUUUUAGACCGGCCUACUUAGACUAGCAUUUGAUGUUCCGCUGCAGAGUCUGGACUUCUAACUUUUUUAUUUAAAACUUUGUUAUGUUGAUGUGUUUUUUUAAAUUGAUUUUACUGUUAUACUGAUGUGUCUUUUAAUUGUCCUGUAUGUUGUCCUUGAGUGCCCUGAAAGGUGCCUACAAAUAAAAUAUAUUAUCAUUAUUUAUUUGCAAACUGUUGAUAAUUAUUUUAAAUUUGUGAUUAUCUUGAUCAUUAAAAUAUCUAUUAUUACAUAGUAGCUUUUGAACAUAUGAGAUGAAUGUGUGUAUUCAAGCCUGAUAGCACCAAGGAAAGCUGUCUGGCUGCAGAUUUCUCAGUUUCUCGGAGCAUGAACAUUAAAUCCAAUCUUCAUUUUUUUCUGAAAAUAGAAAAGUUAACUUCCUUCAAAACAGCACAUGUCAUUAGAGUUGCAUUUGCAGCACAUCAUUUGCAACGAGCGGCCUUUUUCACCUUCAUUUCUGAGUGCGUGUACUUUUGUUUGUCUCCAGCUUCGGAGUCAGAGAGCGAUGUUUCUCCCGAAAAGCGAGCGAGAGUGGGCGAGGUGCCUGAGGGCGAAGAGUCUUCGUCAUCGUCUUUGUCUGCGUCGUCAUCAUCAUCCUCAUCCCGCAGCGGCUCUAAACAGCGCAGCCGCAAACGCUGCCACCGCUGCCAAACCAAGCUGGAGCUGGUUCAGCAAGAGCUGGGUUCCUGUCGUUGUGGUAUGAUUAUGUAACCUUUAUACACAUUAACAUACUUUAGAGCACGCACAUUUAACCCAACAGAGAGAUCCAUUUAUACUCACACGCUAAGCAGUUGAAAUUAAAGACCUGAGGGGGUAAGCACAGGGAAGUAAAUGACCUUUUUAGUGAUUUAUUAUGCCCUCAUGAUGCAUAAAUACAUGGCUAACUCGGUUAUAGUUGUGAGUUUUAGAUGUAGAGCAAUGAAAUACACUUAACUUCCUGUGCAUGUGUUUGCGUGUUGACGAAAACGUCGAUGACCAAAGUUCUCUGUUAGCCUUAGGGGACUAUUUCAGAUAGCCUGAAUGUUUCACAUUACACAUAAAACAUAAGCCAAUUACCACAAACACUAAUUCAGUUUAAACCAAUACUUGGCUUGCUAAUCAACUUGUUUGCAUACAAAUUAAAGUACUUAAAAAGUCACAGCUCUUCACUGCUUAAAGACCAUCUGCUUAAACCCACACAAUAAUUUCCAAAUUGGAAAUUGACUUGCCUUUUUUUUUUCCUACCAGGCGCUGCUUAAAGUGGGGCCAUCUAUCCUUAAUAGUCCAAACGCUCACUAUGAAAACAUGCUUUCUCAGACUGAAGGGGAAAUGGUGGCAAUUACAGUGAUUUCUGACUAUUGCAGUAAUUGCAGUUUUCUUUCCUAAUGGUUCUGCGGAACGUCUCGCAGUGUAAGCCAAGAAGGUCUGAUAAUGACUUGAAAGCAUGACGAUUUUCACAUUGUGAGCUGAGGAGAAAAGAUCGCUGCAGCGAGUAUCAGAUCUAAUGUUGUCACAGGUCUGUUGCACAAAGAGAAAAACUCAUCUGAUGAGUUGUAAGAAUGACACAGUGAGGGCUCUGGAAAAGCCAAUUAUAUCAUGCUGGUUCCCCUAAAUGGGAGAUCUUAUCCUUACUGGUGUUUUUCCUUCACUUUUACUUGGUGAGCAAACUUGUAAAUUUACCUCAAUCACUAACCUGUUCAAACUUUAACCUGUUGUAGCUACAGCGAUGUUUAUGCCAUAUUUAUAAGUUGAAUAGAGGACGUGAAAAUGGUGAGGUAAAUGAGAUAUUAAACAAAGAAAUGGCUUAUUGGACAAACUUUUCCUACUAAUUUUAUUUAAAUGUUUUCUGCUUAAAUUAAAUGAUUUUGGCAAAACUAAACAAAAUCAAUUAAACAGUUAGAGGUGCUGCUAUGAAGCGCCAUGAAUGAAGAUUUAGAAAUGAGAAAGAUGUAAUGCUUGACUUCCCAAAAUAUUCAAUAAAGUGGAGAGUUCUGCUUUGCAUUUCUUUUAGCUGUGGGCAUAUUGAUAAGACAUUUAAUUUGAGGGAAGAAAGUGCUUUUUAUUUACAGCAGGAUGAGUAGAUAGUUAUUUACCAAUUCAUUACACCCCUAAUCACGCAGUGGCUGCAAACCAUCAGGCUGUGCUGCAGCAGGAAAGGGAAUUUUAUUUUUAGUUUGAUUUUUACCACAAUUACUGGUAAUGUUUGAAGGAUUUUGUUUUUUGUGUGUGUGAUUGCACAUUUUUCUGAUUUCCUUUUCUCAAAUACAGCCACACUAAUUCUAUCCAGAAGAAAAUAGAAGGCAGCUCGAAUUUUAACCAAAUAACCUUGAAAUAUAUUUUCCAACAAAACCUCCCAUGUAAAUUUCCUUCCACUGCUUCAAUGUUGUGGAAGCUCGGCUAGAUAUAGUUUCAUCUGAACAAAUUUGAGAGUAAAGAUUCAUCCUAAAGCUUCUUUAGAGUCUUUUUGAGGUUAAAAUCAAACAAACUUUAAGCAACACUCAUGCCCUCACAUAAACCAGAAAGUCAAACUGAACUAUCAGAGUUGUGAUUGAUCAUUUGUGUUUCCUUCACUACUUCAGCAGUGGCUUCUGCAGUAGCCUCAUAAUAAGAGGGUUCCUGGUCUGAAUCUCUGUAUCUCUUGUCUCUAUGCAUCAGCCUGUAGUAGAGUGGCAGCCUGUCCAGAAGGUAUCCUGCCUCUCAUGAAAUGACAGCUGGAAUGUUAGCCACUUUAUAUGUGGUCUAGAUGACAAAUGAUUGAAAACAUGGACCUUUUCUUUCAGGUUAAGAGGCAAUUAACAGCACAAGACAAAAGAGAGUGUUUUUAAAUGUUUCCAAAAGUAAAAGGGAGCUACUUGUUAAAGGACACGAUUUAGACAUGCAGAGGACAGGAUACACAAAGAUAUAACACCAGUGUCCUCAGGGGGCAAUCAUGCACUGUCUGAAACUUCCUCACUGGGGCUUUAACAGAGAUGAAUAACUUUGAUUGAAAGCUGCUACUUCACCUCUAUACUUUAUGGAGGUGUUUUGUGUGUUUGAUUUUAAUGUUACAGGGGAAUAUAGGUGUAUUUGAUCACCACGGUAACCCCUCCUCUGGGUUUUGACCAGUGUCUCAACAGCCCAUCUCUUAAAAAGAUUUAAAUGUUACACAACUCCCCCUUUUCCACUCCAUUCAUGAGCACCGUAAUCACUGAGGCUUUAAUUGCAUAGCAACCAGCUGUCAAACUGGGCUUUUAAUCACGGCUCAUUGAAAAGCCAGAAGUGUUAUUAUGUGUAUUAAUGAAGGAAUUUAAGACGAUGAGAGCUAACGAGCUUCUCUGAGCUUAUCGAGCCUCCUACAGUGGCAGGGCUUUUUGUUGAGAGUGCUACAGCGGAGACAGAGAGUCAAUGAGAGGGAUGAGGGUUGUCUGCUUUGGUUGAAUGGAGUCAAAAGAGGGAGCUGUCUGCUCCAACUGAAUCUUCUCUGCUAACAAGACACUUUACAAAGGCAAGACUGCAAAGCAAUAAAUAUCUUUACACCGUAUGGUCAUUAAAAAUAAUGGUUUAUUAGCCUUGAUAAGCUUAUGAAGUAUAAUAAGGGAGAAUUUUUAGCUUUUUUAGGCUUUGAAUGAAUUGUAGGUGAUGUAGAAAUGCUCUUCUAUUCUUCAUGUAAUAAUGUGUUUCAUUUUAAAUUCACUGUCUGUCUGUAAUCUUUAGCAUCCUCAGCUUUUGUCUUCUCUGAUACAGGUUGUUUAUAGAUUUACUAAACUUGUCUGCCUCUCUUUCUCAUUCUUCUCUCACCACUCUCCAGGUUACGUCUUCUGUAUGCUCCAUCGGCUCCCAGAACAGCACGACUGUCUGUUUGACCACCUGGGCCGUGGUCGCCAGGAGGCCGUCCUGAAGAUGGUCAAGCUCGACCGCAAGGUGGGCCGGUCGUGCCAGCGCAUCGGAGAGGAGUGCUCCUGAGCUGCUGUUUCCUCAGCAGUCUCUCAGUGAUCAGACGGUGUCUUGGCACUUACAGGGAUUUGAUAUUUUUUCCACUUCUUGUUUUGUUUUUCGAGAACUUUGCAGGAUUUUUGGAUACAAGUUCUACAUAAAAAAAAAACAAUUUCUGUAACCUGUUACCCACAACCUGAUUGUUUUUUCUGCCUCUGUUGGCUUGAUCAGAUCCCUGCUGCUAAGAUGCCUUUUUGGAAAGUCCAAACCAGGAAUAAAAGAACAAUAAAAAGCAAAAGAAAUAAAAGAUUUCUUCACUUUUUUGCAAACUCCUGACUACACAAGCGAAAGAAGUGUACGAGUAAAAGGAUGUCGAGGAGAAAUACAACACUUUGGAAAGAUAUUUGGAAGCCAGUUUAAGACUUGACUUUUUACCUCAAAAAAAAGAGAGAAAACCCCACAAAGAAGACGAAGAUGAGGCAGAGGAGGAAGGGAAGGUUACCCUUUGUGUACACUUCUGUUUCGGCGCUCUUUUUAGACUGCUCUUUACCUCAAAAUCAGACAGAGCUGCUUUGUAUUCUGCGCCCAGCAUGGACUUCGAGAAGCAAACCGAGCUAGUUGGCCUCAGUAUAAGUCAGUGUCUUACCCCUCGGUAGUCCAACACCCCCAAUCCUAAACUGAAAGAAACACCUGUACAUGAUCCACCUCAGGUUAUCAGGAUAUCCCAGCCCAUUCUUCACCUCUCCUCCCUGAUCCUCCAGUUUUUCCCCCACAGGAAUCCUUUCACUGUUUUUGUUGUAAGAUUUCUCUGAAAGUGUUUCUUCUUUGUUGAAGAGGACAUGUGGACGAUAAAACUGACUCCAUGUUUAAGACUUUUGGUGCGAGUCUGACUCAAAAUAAACAUGUUAGUUGGAUUGAGUUGGGGAUCCAUGGAUUGCACACAGAUCUGUCUUCAAAGUCGGGAUAUGGUUUGUGGCAGAUUUUCUGUCUUCCUCUUUUUUGUCUCAGUCUUUAUCUCCCUGCUCUCCACAGCUCCUCUACAUAAAGACUGGUCUUUGUGUCUUUACGGCAUCACGUGGAUUAUCUGUGCUGGAUGAGAGCUGAUUUAUAGGACUGGGUUUGAACCUCAGUGUGAUUAUAUUCAUGAUCUGAAAUGUGGACGUUUUACACACCUGCAGAUCAACGUUCUUGUGCUCGAAUGCACUCUCUCAUACCUUAAUGUUGUUUUACGUGCUCAGAUGUUCUCACUGAGCACGGCUAAAAUCAAACAUUGUUGUAAACUUUGAGUUUGGACUGAAGAUGAAAUGGAUGAUGGCUGUAAUGGUUUCAGGUUUCUCAUUAUGUCUUAGUUAUGAACAUAUUGGAAGGUAAUGUUGGGCUCCAUCUUGGACAAAAGAUGUCUUAUUGUUUGUUUUUCACUCCUUUUACCAGUCCUUUAAUGCUCCUGCUUCCUCCGGUGCCCUCUCUUUUCAUUUCCAGCCAGCAUGAUGAGCUCACGUGUGCUCUCCUCCCUUUUCUCUCUCAUCUUUCCCUUUAUUGAUUGCUCUAUUUUUCCAUGUUUCGCCCUCUCUGCCCUCUUUUCCUCUCUGCCUUUAGAGGAGGGAGGUGGCUGUAGAGCUGAGCCGAGUGCUGAAAGUGGAAAAAAAAAAUAAGCAAAUAAUUACUUUCUGGUGGUAAUGUUUUUCUGGUGGACUGUGGAAGGGAAUGAACAGAUCAUGCAUAAUGAAUGAAUAUUCUUUAUCUUUAAGAAAAACCUUAUUUAACCCUUUUUUUUGCGUUUCGCUUACACUUUUAGUGUAGAGUUUUUUUUUUGUUGUAAUGUGUUUAUUAAAUGGGAAGAUGAACGUGGAAAAUUCUAUAUUUUUUGUUUCCAUUGCUUUACUUUUUGCUCCCCCUUCCAACUAUUUUUCUUUUACUGAGAAAGAAUAAACUGGAUUAGACAAAGUGGGAUCAUCUCUAGUGUACUCAUUGAUAUGCUUGAUGGAAAAAUGAAGGAUAAGGUAUAUGUUUAUUACAAUAACAUUCUGCUGGUGGGAAAAACAAAACAUAUUCUUCAUGAUUUGAGAUGAUGUGUUGGUUAAGGUUGGUUGAGAGUCCAACAUGUCUGUGGCUCUCUGCCACGUCCUAACAUCCUGCCAGUUUUUAUAGUGAUGUAAAUGUCUGUUUACUGCUCACAGAGGGCCGCUAUAAAGCUUCUGUCAUUUAUUCAACAAA